Messenger RNA from Salvelinus namaycush (lake trout), 1530 nucleotides. Its product is annotated as developmentally-regulated GTP-binding protein 1. The coding region runs from base 170 to 1270 and encodes 366 amino acids. Gene Ontology annotation, molecular function: GTP binding; GTPase activity. Gene Ontology annotation, cellular component: cytoplasm. The record is from RefSeq and is a predicted model, not a curated record. The transcript is spliced from 9 exons. Lineage: Eukaryota; Metazoa; Chordata; Actinopteri; Salmoniformes; Salmonidae. Gene Ontology annotation, biological process: cytoplasmic translation.
UCCUCGCGAGAGCCGCCAAGACUCUGAGACCCCAGCCACAGGUUGAAAGCAUGGGUGCUAGCUGUUGCUAGCUAGUCUUGUAUGAUUGCGUGAUAAAACUACAAAAUUUAACAACUUUGCUAUUAAACUUGUUUAAUCGUUAUAGUGAUAUCUAAGGACCAGCUACAAGAUGAGUUUACUCGCCAAAAUAGCAGAAAUUGAGGCCGAGAUGGCUCGAACUCAGAAGAACAAGGCCACGUCUAACCACUUGGGGUUGCUCAAAGCUCGUCUGGCCAAGAUGAGGAGAGAACUUAUCACACCAAAGGGAGGCAGUGGAGGAGGCACAGGGGAAGGUUUUGAUGUGGCAAAAACAGGUGAUGCCCGUAUCGGGUUUGUAGGGUUCCCCUCAGUGGGCAAGUCUACUUUGCUAAGUAACCUGGCAGGGGUGUACUCUGAGGUGGCGGCCUAUGAGUUCACCACCCUCACCACAGUACCAGGAGUGAUCCGCUACAAGGGUGCCAAAAUACAGCUCCUGGAUCUCCCAGGUAUCAUCGAGGGGGCCAAAGAUGGCAAGGGUAGAGGACGACAGGUCAUCGCAGUGGCUCGAACAUGCAACCUGAUCCUCAUAGUGUUGGAUGUUCUAAAGCCUCUGGGCCACAAGAAGCUGAUUGAACACGAGCUGGAGGGCUUUGGAAUCCGCCUCAACAAGAAGCCGCCCAACAUCGGCUUCAAGAAGAAGGACAAAGGAGGCAUCAACUUCACUGUCACAUGUCCACAGAGUGAGCUGGACGGUGACGCAGUGAAGAGCAUCCUGGCCGAGUACAAGAUCCACAACGCUGACAUCACCCUGCGCAGUGACUCCACGGCUGAUGACCUCAUCGACGUGGUGGAGGGAAACCGAGUGUACAUCCCCUGCAUUUAUGUGCUCAACAAAAUUGACCAGAUCUCCAUUGAAGAGCUGGACAUCAUCUACAAGGUGCCCCACUGCGUGCCCAUCUCUGCCCACUCCCGCUGGAAUUUUGAUGACCUUCUGGAGAAGAUGUGGGACUACUUGCACCUAGUGCGCAUAUACACCAAACCCAAAGGCCAGCUUCCUGACUACACAUCUCCAGUUGUUCUACCUACUGAACAUACUGCAGUGGAGGACUUCUGUUUGAAGAUUCAUAAAAGCCUCCUCAAAGAAUUAAAAUAUGCUCUGGUGUGGGGUGCUUCAGUGAAACACAACCCCCAGAAGGUGGGAAAAGACCAUGUCAUGGAGGAUGAGGACGUUAUCCAGCUGGUGAAAAAGUAAAAAGACUCCUGAUUGCUUAAUUUUCUCAUCACAGGGAAUAGUCUGCUGCUCAUGAAGACCCCUCUCAAACAUAUCCACGAGAACAUCUGUGUCUUGUGGUUCUCAAUUUUAUUUUGGAAUUUGAAAACGGAAAAGAAAAAAUAUGAAUGUCCAUGUUGCGUUUACCUCCCAUUUAUGCCGACAUGUGAUUCAUUAAAUCCAUCGAAGAGUAUUAUCCUUGACUCUCAAAAAUAUCAAAUAAACACCAUAAAUAUGACUUA